AGCCCACGUAUUCUUUUAGCGACCCUGAGCAAGCCAGAGGUCCCAAGUCAGAUUAUUCGUAACUGCUUUAUUUCCUUCUCCGAUGACGAUUGACUGCUGAUGCUCUAGGAUCGCGCGGUACCUGUUCGACGAAUUGCGCCGCCGAAGCUGGUCUCUUCGUGCCAUGGCAACGGUGCCACUGCUACGCCCCAUGCUCUCCUGGCCACCCUCGCCAUGCCCCGCCACCUCCAGGCACAAUUGCUUCGUGUUCUCUCUUCCGCGACAGCCAGGCCGCCGGCGCGCCGCUUACCCCAGGAUCGAGGCCACGGCGAGGCGCGGCGCGCGGACGGAGAACGCCAAGGUCAGGAACCGCCGGCUGCAGAGGAAGUACAACGGCACGGCGGCGAAGCCCAGGCUCUCCGUGUUCUGCUCCAACAGGCAGCUCUACGCCAUGCUCGUGGACGACCACGGCAAGAGGAUCCUCUUCUACGGCAGCACCCUGCAGGAGGCCAUCUGCGGCGACCCGCGCUGCAGCACCGUCGAGGCGGCUCGGAGGGUCGGGGAGGAGCUGGUGAAGGCGUGCAAGGAGCUGGACGUCUCCGAGAUCUCCUGCUACGACCGCAACGGGUUCGCUCGAGGGGAGAAGAUGAUGGCGUUCGAGGGUCCGGUCGCGCAGCACGGGUUCCUACCGAGAUAGCACCAUCGUUAGGAUAACAGAUUGUCUAGAAUCGGUAGGAAAGAUGUUUGCUCCGUGGAAUUACUGGAUGUAUGAUAGAAGAAGCAUGUAAGCCACACACCGUUCGCAAUGACAAAGGUAUUUCUCCAUUUGUCUUAUGAA
Molecule: messenger RNA, 817 nt
Organism: Brachypodium distachyon (stiff brome)
Lineage: Eukaryota; Viridiplantae; Streptophyta; Magnoliopsida; Poales; Poaceae
Product: 50S ribosomal protein L18
Exons: 4
Coding region: 164-676 (170 amino acids)
Biological process (GO): translation
Cellular component (GO): ribosome
Molecular function (GO): 5S rRNA binding; structural constituent of ribosome
Source: RefSeq, a predicted model, not a curated record